GUACAUGACACGCUGCCAGUCUAUUUAAUCGGAAGCCUCUUAUUUAUUCGACAGAAAUGGCUGGUUUCAGUAGUGCCCUACAAUUGACAGAUUUAAACGAUUUUAUAACUCCAUCACAGGAAUGUAUUAAGCCAGUGAAAAUCGAUCGCACAGCAGGAAAAGUUGGAAAAAUAAGAAUAGAAGAUGAUGGGACAUACUACAAUGUUUCUGAUACUGGUGUGGAAACAAAGCUCCAGAAGGCACAAAUUACCCUGAAUGACUGCCUGGCAUGUAGUGGGUGCAUCACGUCGGCAGAGAGUGUGCUCAUAACGCAACAGAGCCAGGACGAGCUGUACAGAGUACUGCAGGAGAAUAUGGCUCAUAUUGCGAACAAUGAGUCGUUCAAGUUAGUUGUGGUCUCUGUCUCUCCCCAAGCACUUGCCUCCCUAGCUGCCAAGUACAGUCUGUCAAUGGCAGAUGCAAAUAGAAAGCUGGUGGGUUUCUUCAAGAAACUAGGUGUACACCAUGUGUUCGACACAACAUUUUCACGCAACUUUAGUCUGCUAGAGAGUUGCCGAGAGUUUGUAAGACGUUAUAAAGAGUCAGAGGUCAACAAGAAGGUGCUCCCCAUGUUGGCAUCCGCUUGCCCUGGUUGGAUCUGCUACGCUGAGAAGACACACGGGUCCUACAUUCUCCCGUACAUCAGCACAGUAAAGUCUCCCCAACAGAUCAUGGGAUCUUUAGUCAAGGACUACUUUGCAAGAUGUAUGGGUGCCACACCAGACAACAUCUACCACGUCACUGUGAUGCCUUGCUUUGAUAAGAAGCUAGAGGCCUCCAGGUCAGAUUUCUACAAUGAUGUGUAUUCCACGCGAGACGUGGACUGUGUGAUAACCUCAGGGGAGGUGGAUUUGAUGCUUGCAAAGGAGAACAUAUCACUGGCUGAUGUUGAGGAUGGGACCUUGGACACUCUGUUUGGUGCAGAUGCGAUGGUGGGACACACAGGCGGGGGUUCGGGAGGAUACCUGGAACAUAUAGCGCGCUAUGCUGCAGGGCAGAUACUGGGGACAGAGCUACAGAAGCUUAACUUUAAAAGUUUAAGAAAUCAAGAUUUCCAAGAAGUAACCAUUGAAGCAGACGGCAAGCCAACCCUCAAGAUGGCGCUAGCCUACGGCUUCCGAAACAUCCAAAAUAUCGUGCAGAAGAUAAAACGCAACAAAUGUCCGUACCAUUUUGUUGAAAUCAUGGCCUGUCCGUCUGGCUGCACAAAUGGUGGAGGUCAGAUCAGACUUGCAGAAGGGGAGAGCACUCUUAAAGACAGACUGGCAGAUGUGACUGGUUUGUAUAAUUCCGUGCCAGUCCAGAGUCCCUGGAGUGUGGAAAGUGUAACCAGUCUGUAUGAGGAAUGGCUAGGUGGAGUGGACAGUGAGAAAUGUAGGCAGAUGUUGCACACGCAGUAUCAUGAAGUGGAGAAGAUGACAAAUGCUUUGACGAUAAAAUGGUGAUAUUUGUUAUGUAUAUUUUUAUGUUAGAUGAUUGGAGUGAUUUUAGCCUUGCCCUUGGAAGAAAGAGUUAAAUGCAUGUUUGUAAAGUAUUGUCCCAGAUGAGCAUGUGCAAUUCGGUAAACUGCGCUUUCCCAUAAAGGAAAAAAAAAAUUACCAAUUGUUGUCCCAAUUGAAGAUUUCUAAAAAAAACAAACUUUGUUUUUUUUAGCUCAUCUAUUUUUUGAAAAAAAAUUAUUAGCUCAUCUAUUUUUUGAAAAAAAAUUAUGAGCUAUUGUCAUCACCUUGGCGUCGGCGUUGGCGUCGGCGUCCGGUUAAGUUUUGCGUUUAGGUCCACUUUUCUCAGAAAGUAUCAAUGCUAUUGCAUUCAAACUUGGUACACUUACUAACUAUCAUGAGGGGACUGGGCAGGCAAAGUUAGAUAACUCUGGCGUGCAUUUUGACAGAAUUAUGUGCCCUUUUUAUACUUAGAAAAUUGAAAAUUUUGGUUAAGUUUUGCGUUUAGGUCCACUUUUCUCAUAAAGUAUCUAUGCUAUGGCAUUCAAACUUGGUACACUUACUUACUAUCAUGAGGGGACUGGGCAGGCAAAGUUAGAUAACUCUGGCGUGCAUUUUGACAGAAUUAUGUGCCCUUUUUAUACUUAGAAAUUUGAAAAUUUGGUUAAGUUUUGUGUUUAGGCCCACUUUAUUCCUACAGUAUCAAAGCUAUUGCUUUCAUACUUGCAACACUUAUUAACUAUCAUAAGGGGACUGUGCAGGCAAAGUAAUGUAACUCUGACUGGCAUUUUGACAGAAUUAUGUGCCCUUUUUAUACUUAGAAAAUUGAAAAUUUGGAUAAGUUUUGUUUUGGUCCACUUUACCCCUAAAGUAUCAUAGAUAUUGCUUUCAUACUUGCAACACUUAUUAACUAUCAUAAGGGGACUGUGCAGGCAAAGUAAUGUAACUCUGACUGGCAUUUUGACAGAAUUAUGUGCCCUUUUUAUACUUAGAAAAUAGAAAAUUUUGGUUAAGUUUUGCGUUUAGGUCCACUUUUCUCAUAAAGUAUCUAUGCUAUGGCAUUCAAACUUGGUACACUUACUUACUAUCAUGAGGGGACUGGGCAGGCAAAGUUAGAUAACUCUGGCGUGCAUUUUGACAGAAUUAUGUGCCCUUUUUAUACUUAGAAAUUUGAAAAUUUGGUUAAGUUUUGUGUUUAGGUCCACUUUAUUCCUACAAUAUCAAAGCUAUUGCUUUCAUACUUGCAACACUUAUUAACUAUCAUAAGGGGACUGUGCAGGCAAAGUAAUGUAACUCUGACUGGCAUUUUGACAGAAUUAUGUGCCCUUUUUAUACUUAGAAAAUUGAAAAUUUGGUUAAGUUUUGUUUUGGUCCACUUUACCCCUAAAGUAUCAUAGAUAUUGCUUUCAUACUUGCAACACUUAUUAACUAUCAUAAGGGGACUGUGCAGGCAAAGUAAUGUAACUCUGACUGGCAUUUUGACAGAAUUAUGUGCCCUUUUUAUACUUAGAAAAUUGAAAAUUUUGGUUAAGUUUUGCGUUUAGGUCCACUUUUCUCAUAAAGUAUCUAUGCUAUGGCAUUCAAACUUGGUACACUUACUUACUAUCAUGAGGGGACUGGGCAGGCAAAGUAAGAUAACUCUGGCGUGCAUUUUGACAGAAUUAUGUGCCCUUUUUAUACUUAGAAAUUUGAAAAUUUGGUUAAGUUUUGUGUUUAGGUCCAGUUUAUUCCUACAGUAUCAAAGCUAUUGCUUUCAUACUUGCAACACUUAUUUACUAUCAUAAGGGGACUGUGCAGGCAAAGUAAUGUAACUCUGACUGGCAUUUUGACAGAAUUAUGUGCCCUUUUUAUACUUAGAAAAUUGAAAAUUUGGUUAAGUUUUGUUUUGGUCCACUUUACCCCUAAAGUAUCAUAGAUAUUGCUUUCAUACUUGGAACACUCGCAAACUAUCAUAAGGGUACAGUAAAAGGACAAGUUGCAUAACUCUGGUUGUCAUUUUUACGGGAUUAUGGCCCUUUUUUGACUCAGUAACUUUGAAUAUAUGGUUAAAUUUUGUGUUUCGAUCCACUUUACUUCUUAAGUGACCCAAGGCUAUUGCUUUCAAACUUCAAAUACUUUCAUGCUAUCAUGAGGUUACUGUACCUGGCAAGUUGAAUUUUACCUUGACCUUUGAAUGACCUUGACUCUCAAGGUCAAAUUAUUAAAUUUUGCUAAAAUUGCCAUAACUUGUUUAUUUAUGAUUAGAUUUAAUUGAUACUUUUACAAAACUACUCUUACCUGACAUACCACAAUAGACUCCACCCAAACCAUCCCCUGUGCCCACCCCACCCCCAAUUUUUUUUUUGAAACGGUUAAAAAACACAAAUAUUUAUUUUUAUUAUUUUAUGUUUGAAAUACCGUCCAACCAUCGCACCCAAGAAUCCCCC
This is a messenger RNA of Dreissena polymorpha, 3904 nucleotides long. Its product is annotated as cytosolic Fe-S cluster assembly factor narfl-like. Gene Ontology annotation, molecular function: 4 iron, 4 sulfur cluster binding. Gene Ontology annotation, biological process: iron-sulfur cluster assembly. Gene Ontology annotation, cellular component: cytosolic [4Fe-4S] assembly targeting complex. Lineage: Eukaryota; Metazoa; Mollusca; Bivalvia; Myida; Dreissenidae. The transcript has 11 exons. Bases 57 to 1484 code for a protein of 475 amino acids. The record is from RefSeq and is a predicted model, not a curated record.